Messenger RNA from Rotaria sp. Silwood1, 483 nucleotides. The record is from the annotation of a GenBank genome assembly. Lineage: Eukaryota; Metazoa; Rotifera; Eurotatoria; Philodinida; Philodinidae.
AUGACCGAAAACUAUCCACUUCUUUCUGAGGAGUUAAAAUUAUGGCAAAAUCUUUAUAAUCAAUCAUUAACAAUCGAUGGAAAAGAAUCAAUUGUUCAAACAGAUGGAACAAGACAACUUGUUUUACUUCCAAUGAUGACAUAUACACUUAUAUCGACAAUGCUUCAAAAAUUAAAAUAUCUUCCAAAUAAUUGCUUUAAUCGUAUUGUCAUUGGUGAAACUCCCAUCUGUGGUCUUCGACCAUUGAGUCGAACAAGUCCAUCAUUAAUGUAUAAACUUACAGAAAUUUUACGUACUAUUGUUGAUGGUGUUCGUAAACAACAUAUUCUUACCUAUGGGCGAAGAUCACUCAAGCGACCAUCAGUCAUCGAAUUGCGAACUGUUGUUUUAAUUAAUUUCAUUUUUGAAAAUGUACUCUCACAUGUUGCUGAAGAUACUGGAAUUGUUAUUGCAGCUUUAAUAACAUCAACCAUAGCUUUAUAA